Momordica charantia (bitter melon) is the source of this 1834-nucleotide messenger RNA. RefSeq names its product BTB-POZ and MATH domain 4 (gene BPM4). Gene Ontology annotation, biological process: protein ubiquitination. The record is from RefSeq and is a predicted model, not a curated record. Gene Ontology annotation, molecular function: protein binding. Lineage: Eukaryota; Viridiplantae; Streptophyta; Magnoliopsida; Cucurbitales; Cucurbitaceae.
AAAGAGAGAAGAGAGAGAGAGAGAGAGAGAGAGAGAGAGAGAGAAGAGACUGAAGAUUGAAAAAGAGAGGCGAUUAGUCAUUUUCCAUUCCACAGAAUCAAUCCUUCUCUCCCAAAUUCUUCAAUUUCAUCUUCUUCUGCAAAAUCUUCGGCAGAAUCUUCAGACUCCAUCUCGUCGCAGCCUUUCAGGUUUUCUCUGUUUCGUUCAGGUUCGUUGUCCCGACCUAGGGUUUUGAUUCUACGUCAAAUCCCAUGAGCAUCUCAUUUCCGCUGCCAUAGCACGAUGUACUCCCCGAACAAGAGCCCGUUAGCUUCUCCGACGAGCUCCCGGUCUGUUACUGAGACUAUUAAUGGCUCCCAUAACUUUGUGAUCAAGGGUUAUUCUCUGGCCAAGGGGAUCGGGGUGGGAAAGCAUAUUGCGAGCGAGAAUUUUACCGUGGGAGGUUACCAGUGGGCCAUUUACUUCUAUCCUGACGGGAAAAAUCCUGAGGAUAAUUCGGCUUAUGUGUCAGUGUUCAUUGCCCUGGCGAGCGAGGGCACUGAUGUGCGUGCGUUGUUUGAGCUGACUCUGGUGGACCAGAGUGGUGAUGGGAAGCACAAGGUGCAUAGUCAUUUUGAUCGCUCGCUCGAGAGUGGGCCUUACACGCUCAAGUACAGAGGUAGCAUGUGGGGCUACAAACGCUUCUUCAGACGGACUUCACUUGAGACAUCAGUUUUCCUUAAGGAUGAUUGCUUGAAAAUCAAUUGCACUGUUGGUGUUGUUGUGUCUGGAAUAGACAGUUCAAGACUUCACUCCAUCCAUGUUCCUGAGUCUGAUAUUGGAGCUCAUUUUGGUACAUUAUUGGAAAAUGAGGAGGGUUCAGAUGUUACUUUCAAUGUGUCUGGGGAAAAGUUUCGUGCUCACAAGCUAGUAUUGGCUGCUCGAUCUCCUGUUUUUGAGAAUGAUUUUGUGAACAUGAUGGAAGAUGACAGUGAUGAAAUUCUUAUCACAGUAAUGGAACCUAGGGUUUUUAAGGCUUUGCUGCAUUUCAUUUAUAGGGAUACUCUCCCAGAAGAUGACGAGUUCUUGGAAGCAAGCUCAUCUUCAGUUCCGUCCAUAUCUGAUUCAUUACCUGCAAAAUUGUUAGCUGCUGCGGAUAAAUAUGAUUUGCCCAGACUUAGAUUGAUGUGUGAAUCUGUACUCUGCAAGGACAUAUCUGUGAACUCCGUAUCCCAUAUUCUGGCCCUUGCCGACCUCUAUCAUGCUGCCGAUUUGAAGUCUGUUUGCCUAAAAUUUGCAGCUGAAAAUCUAGUUGCCGUAAUGCAAUCUGAUGGCUUUGAGUUCCUCAAAGAAAACUGCCCAUUGCUGCAGUCGGAGCUUCUGAAGACCGUUGCUGGGUGCGAGGGCGAGGAGCUCAGCGGAGGAGGAAAGAGUCGAAGUGUGUGGGCUCAAUUCUCGGACGGUGGGGAUACAAACGACAGGAGCGUGAGGCAACAGACAUGGGAAAAUGGAGAAAGGAGUCGGAACUUGUGGGUGCAGCAUUCAGAUGGCGGCGACGCCUGCAUUCGAAGUCCGAGGCGAGAAGGUUAACACACAUAAUUUGGCAACUACUAUUGUGGUUUUGUAUUAUAACAUUUAUGAAAUGAACUUGAGAACUGAGAAAAAAAAGAGAAGAUGUUUAGCAGUAGAGAAUGUAAAGGGGAAAAAGCAUUUGCUGAUGUUGUGGUUUAUCUGUUGUAUGUGGAAGCAGAAAAUUGAGAUUGUGCUCUUGACUAAAUUGCUUUGGCAAAAAGUCAUAAAUCUUUGUAAUGGAAUGUUGCUUGACUGAAUAAAGCUUUACUUAUUCAGAACUAAA